Molecule: messenger RNA, 1046 nt
Organism: Caenorhabditis elegans
Lineage: Eukaryota; Metazoa; Nematoda; Chromadorea; Rhabditida; Rhabditidae
Gene: ZC404.16
Exons: 4
Coding region: 553-687 (44 amino acids)
Source: RefSeq, marked reviewed
UCAGACUCGUGACAACCAAAUAUUUGGAAAUGUGCUCAUUUUAUACGACUACGUGACCACAGAAAAUGCUCCAGUUCCAGUAUAUCUUUCCCACGGCAACAAUCGUCUGCGAAGUGCAGUAACAGAUAGGCAGUGUGGAGUUGAUACCGAUUUGCCAUUUGAGCCGAAACUCUUUGAGGAAACUUGUGGAGUCGGAGUGUACCUCAAAUUGCAUUCGAACAACGUUGGAUGGACUCAGAACAAGAUUAACCUUCUUGACUAUUUAUACAACAAAGUUGACAUUUUGGAAGUGCUUGGCGCUCUGAACACUAGUCUCCCGGAUGUACCGCCUUUGAUUGAGACAAUCGGAGCGUUCGCAUGCUUUGUCUCCUCUUGUCAUGUCGCAGGGCAGAUCUACCACGCUGUUGAUGGCCUUUCCCCGUGGACAACUAAAACAGGCCUUGGUGAAGGAACGAAGAAAAUGCGCAUUCGCACAGAAAACGAAGUUUGACACUGAAUGAAGUGAACAACCAAUUCAUAAUAUCAGCGGACCAAAGCACCCCAUCGGAUUAUAUGUUAAUCGAGAGAAUGUCAACACUUGCAAGAUAUAAAAGAGUACGAAAGGAGAAGAGCAUGGAUUGCUUAAUACCACAAAGCCGACUCAUCCGCCGCUGGUCAAAAAUGCUGCAGGCUAUGUUUUUUUCGUAGCACGAUGUGAAUGGACCGGCGCAGAUGGUUCAGGCCCAUCAACAUCAUCGGACGUCAAGGAAAUGAAUUGAAAAUUGAAAUGAUAAUCAUACUUUUAGUGCCUAUCCAGUUUCAUUGAGUUUUUUAUGUAUCGUAUUUGCAAUUUUUAUGUUAACUUUUUUACAAUUGCUCUUGUGUUAGUUUUUUGAUAGGAGUUCUUAGGUCAAGGUUAUUGACAAGUUGAAAAAUCCCAAAGAAUGAGAUUUUUGGGUGGUGAUUUUGUAUUGUAUUUAUUCUAUAGUUUUUUCCAUAAUAUAAGUAUUUAAUAUCCAUAUUCCAUUGAAUUUGGUGAAAUUGAAUAAAUUUGGCAAAAAUGAAUU